GAGAGAAAUACGCUCCGAUUAUUUGUGAAAAUCAGUUGAUCACAACGGGAACGUUUAAACAACAAAAAUACGACAAACUAGUUUGUGAUCUACAACACUGUCGUCUUGAAGCCAUUUGAAAGUGAAACUUGUUGCAAUUAAUUAUACUUCCUUCAAAAUGACUAACCGUAACGAUUAUAAAGUGGUCUAACAUACAAUUUGCAAGGCAUAUUUACUGUUCUCGCCUUCGCACACUCGUGUGGCCCGAGUGAAUAUAGAUCUGCAGGUGGAGAAUGCUGCCCAAUGUGUAAUAUAGGGUCAGUGGUUUUCCAUUACUGCCUUGUGGAUUUCAGUACCACUUGCAAACCGUGUAGUCAAGGAAAAUUUAUGAGUGAACCAAAUGGUCUUUAUAAAUGUUUUCCUUGCAAAAACUGUGAUCAAAGUCAAGGCCUAUACACCCAGAGCAAAUGUACCACAAUGACAAACAGCAUCUGUGAUGUGCUUGAUGGAUAUUACUGCAUUGAAUACCACAACUCAGAGUGCAUUUAUACUCUAAAGCAUAGUGUAUGUAAACCAGGACAAGGAACAAAAUUAGGCACAAAGAGAUCAGACACCGUGUGUGUGGACUGUGGUCAUGGGUUUUAUUCUCCGUCAGGUUUGAACUGCACCAAAUGGACAGACUGUGCCACCAAAAAUGAGAUUCAGACAGCAGAUGGCAGUUUUAUUAAAGAUGUCACGUGUGCACAGAAAAGGGGAAGAUAUGGCCUCAUAGCAGCUGUUCUUGCUGCUGUUCUUGCUGCUGUUCUUGCUGCUGUACUGAGUGUCUUGUCCUUAUUCCGAUACAGUUUUUCAGAAAUGUAUACACUUAAUACAGGUCCUGCACUUAAAUUUCCUGUUGAAGAAACAAGAUCUACAAUCACAUACGGAGGAAACAUAGAGGGAGAGUAACUAACAGUUGGGAUCCUCAUUUCAAUCUCUUAUCCCUCCACUGGUCACUCCAUCAUAAAUCAUUUUUUAAUGAAAGGAUAAGAGUGGAUUGUGCAGAGUUUGUAAUCUUCUUUGAUUGAUGUGACCUUGACAUGGUGGAGAAACAUCAGUACAUCAAAGACUCUGCUUGAGAUCUGUGCUAGUCGAAGGCUCACUUGAAGUAUAUUCCAAAAACCAGAGUAAUCCCAAAUGUAAAUGUAGGCUAAACUAGGAUGUAAUCAUGGACUCGAUCAGCUUUAAAUAUCGGAUGGAUAAAAACACUAUUAGAAUAUUGCUAUUUGAUUUUCCUUUGUGCCUUUGCCUGCAGUGGGCAACAACGAAAUUGCUUUUCUCACGUAAAUCAUGCUGUUACAACUCAUUGUUGCAACAAAGCAAUGAUUGACGCUUU
Xyrauchen texanus (razorback sucker) is the source of this 1354-nucleotide messenger RNA. Its product is annotated as tumor necrosis factor receptor superfamily member 14-like. The record is from RefSeq and is a predicted model, not a curated record. The coding region runs from base 283 to 927 and encodes 214 amino acids. Gene Ontology annotation, cellular component: external side of plasma membrane. Gene Ontology annotation, molecular function: protein binding. The transcript is spliced from 9 exons. Lineage: Eukaryota; Metazoa; Chordata; Actinopteri; Cypriniformes; Catostomidae. Gene Ontology annotation, biological process: defense response to Gram-negative bacterium; defense response to Gram-positive bacterium; negative regulation of alpha-beta T cell proliferation.